AUGUGAACAGAAUGUGUCUGGCAGCAGAUGUUCCACUGGUAGAGAGUGGUACAGCAGGCUACUUGGGCCAGGUGACUGUUAUUAAAAAGCUGUUUGGUGAGGAAGAUCCAGAUCAGGAUGUGUCUCCAGAUACAGAGGACCCGGAGCUAACAGGAGAUGCAGGAGAAAAGGCUCUUGGAAAUGAGGCUAAAAAUAGUAUUGGAGGUAUAGAGCGUAAAUCUACACGGGGAUGGGCAGCAGAAACAGGUUACGACACAGUGAAACUAUUCAAUAAGUUGUUCCGUGAUGACAUUAAGUACUUGCUAUCCAUGGAUAAACUUUGGAAGAAAAGACGUCCACCAACUCCACUUGACUGGGAUAAACUACCCUCCACAGAGUUUGUGGAUGGACCCAUUAGAGACCAACAACUAUGGAGUGUUCAGCAAUGUGCCGAUAUCUUAAACAACAGCAUUAAGUAG
Messenger RNA from Owenia fusiformis, 458 nucleotides. Lineage: Eukaryota; Metazoa; Annelida; Polychaeta; Sabellida; Oweniidae. The record is from the annotation of a GenBank genome assembly.